AUGGCGGGUGGCUAUCUGAAUCAGCUAUGGGAAGACUCAGAGCCUUCACCAGACAGGCCGCGAUACCUACCGUUAUCAGGUACCUUCUCAGAUGCAGAGUCGGGCUCAUCAAGACCACAGUCGCAGCAGCAUAGACAACAAUAUCCUGUGCAGCUGCCUCAUUCCGAACAAUAUUCAUAUCCGGAACAGCUUUUUCAACAACCAGCCCCACUUAUUCCGCUCAGCACUGUAGAGGACUUGCAUCUACAUGAGCCAUACACCAGCUCAACAUUUCAAGAUCCUUUCAACAGGGCGUUCAUCAGUAACCAGCCCGUUGUUCACGAAGGCUACAUCCCGGCACCCGGCACACGAGAAGAAGAUUUGUACCCGAACCUACCAGACGGGUACCGCGAUUCGCUGUUUCAGGACUAUGAUGACAGCUCUGAUGAAAGCGACUUUGAGCGCAGGCUAGCUGAGGCCGAGGAGCUGCGCGAGAUAGAAGAGAGGGACGACUCGGAAGCCGAUGCGAACUACUCCGAAGAAGAUGCUGACCAGGAUGAGGGCGACCCCAACGAGAUGGAGAUUGACGAGAGCUAUGUUGAAGAGCGAGCCAAGCCCAAGGCCAAACGAGGGAAACCGAGCGCUCGAGGUACUCGUGGAGGGCGGCGGGGCAGGCCCCCAGGGAGAGGGAAAGGUGGAUUCCAUGGACAUACUCGAAAGCAAUUGCGCGAGAAGAAGAACCCAGGACGUCCGAGCGGGAAGAGAGGACCUCGCCAAAUUGCCGAUCCGGGACCAGAAUUCAGAAAUCUGCAGCGGGCUGCUAACGAAAGGUUCAUUGCCCAGGACUACCCCAGAGCUCUCGAGUAUGGACAGAAGGCUGUUCAGCUGAACCCUGAGAUCUUCGAUGCUCACAAUAUUGUCGCAGAGAGCUACGCUGCGAUGGGCGAGGAGCUAAAGGCCAUUGAGUCUUUGAUUAUUGGCGCACCUACAAAACGUGAUCCCGAGCUGUGGCAUCUCAUCAUCGAGCGCAUCAAGAAGCUGGACACGACAGACCACCCAACCUACACCGAAGAAGUCAAGACGGCGGUCGUUCUGCAGUGUCUCAAGUCCAUCAUUUCUCUCGAUGUGACCAACUACGAGGCGCGCAGUCUAAAGCUUGAAAUCGAAGCUCGCCUAGGCCAUGUCUCGAAAUGUGUGAACCUCGGCACCAAGAUGUUGAAGACGCUCAGAGAGCAGAAGCAGGACCCUGACACUGAGGUCCUGAAGAUUAUGGCGAUGAUGGGUACAUCGACAGCGAAGCAGACGAAGCGUCAUCUGAGCAAAAUCAUCGAGGAGUUCGAUCAAGCUAUCGAAGUCUACACAGGUCCAGGCAGAGAUCCAAAGGCAAGUGACCUGGACUGGGAGUUGACCAACAUCUACCUGGACCUGCUGGAUAGGACUGGCAAGUACGAGUACGCUCUGCGGCGCCUCAAAGAUCUGUCGAGAUGGAAGCAAGGAAGACGGAACGAAACGUAUUGGGACGAACAGAAGGACGAUCGCGAGUUUGACAUUGAAGAUACCCCAAGACGCGUGGAGGUCUUUGACUUCAAGCGCAAGUCGAACUCAGCAAAAUAUGGAGAAACACUUCCACUGGAGAUCAGAGUCAAGAUGGGUCUGUUUAGGCUGCGCAAGAGCGCCGACGACUACUCUGAAGCCAUGCACCACCUCGAGAUGCUCGAGCCGGACGACAAGAGUCCAGACGCCCUCAUGUGGGACUAUCUGGAUCUGUUCCGGGUCAUUGCCGAUGCGCUACACUCUACUGGCCACGAUACUGAGGCUUUACGCUUCUAUGAACCACUGCUUGAGAGCAACUCUAGUGAGAUGAGCCUCAUGAGUUAUCUCGGACUCUACACCGUCUACACGAAUCUAGGCCAACGCGAGAAGGCUCAACAAAUUAUACCGAUCCUCGUCGGAUGGAUCGCGGACACUGUCGACGACCUUGCCGUGCUAGCAAAGUUCUUCGAGGUGCAAGGCAUGCCACAAGAGGCAAUGGAACGUGCAGACGCUUGUUACAGAAACCGUGGCCUUGUCAAGUUGCGCAGAAUCGGGUUCUCAAGAUUACGCGAGAUCAGAAGUCAUUACGAAGACUGGCGGAGAAGGUCUCGCGGCAAUCAUGGCAAGAAGAAGAAUGCAGUGAAGAAGCAGAGGAAGCUGAUGAAGAAGGCCAUUGCAGCGCUUGACGACGAGGAUGAGGACAAUGAAGACGUCGACAACGAGCGGCCGUCACUUGGACCGCUUAAAGAGCGUCCUGCGAAGGGUCUCUUCCGGACGAGGAGAAUUGCACCUAAGCCUCCCAAAACACAGACCUUUCUUCCGUUCGAUGCACAGGCUCAGCAGGGUCCGACAUCGACAAGACCUCGUACGCCUGAGCAAAGGACCCUGGAAGGCACGGGUGUACCUAUGGACGCCAUAGAUCAUCGUCUAUUCCGCAAGAAGCUCCAAAAGCUGGCUGAAGACAACGCUGAUGAUAUCACGGCUGCUCGAGCUCAACAUCGUGAAAUAGUGGCAAGCUUCCAGAAACUGGACGAUGUCUACGAAGCCGCUGAGGGCGGCGAUGAACACGCAACCAACACUGUCUUCUCCAUCACCCGUGAGCUAAUCGAGGAGUUCUCGACCUUCGAUCUCUUCUACGCAGACAAGAAAGAAGACUUCAAAGGCUAUUUCCGCCGCAUCGGCGCCGGCGAAAUCUGGAUGGAGUCCGCACUGAUGGUCCUAGCCGUCGUUGCCAACAACGUCGAAGACGGCGCAACCAACCCCGAGCUGCGCGAGAAACCCGACUCAGCACCACAAGACUUCUGGGGCGUCCACUUCAACCGCUGGUGCGACGCGUUCGGGCGCUACGCCCUCCUGCUCGCGCGCCACGGAGACGAUGCCCGCUGCUUUAGCACGCUCGACAUUGCGCUCCAAUCCAACAUCUUCUCGCGCUCGCUCUCGUACCACCGCAGCCUUGAACUCUGUCGGCUCGCCUGCGCGCUCGCCGUCGACAGUUCCGUGCAAGCCUCCACAGCCAUCCGCUGGUUCCUCAAAGAAUACCCCUUCGGCUCCGACCUGUUUCGCUUGUACUCGUGCGUCAACCGCCUCGUUUCCUUCCCCGAGGGCUACUCGACUGGCCCCGCGCAUAAAGUGCUGAUGCGCUACAUUAAGACUAUGGACUACGCGCUUCUUUCCCCGGAGCAGCGGAGCUGGUACAAUUUCCGGUCGAACGAGCGCAUCGGGUGGGGCCAGAACGGUGUGAAUGCGAGCACUGUUGAUGCAGUGAAAGAUCACGAUCCCGCGUUGUUCGCUUUAUACGCUCACGUUUUGAUAUGUGGAGGGAGCUACAUGGCGGCGCUGAAUUACUACUUCCGUGCCUUUGCGCUUACGCCGCAAGACCCCAUCCUCAAUCUCUCCAUCGGCACGGCGUACAUCCAGCAUGCGAUGAAACGAUUAAGUGAGAACAGACAGUUUCAGAUCCAGCAAGGUCUCUCUUUCAUGUACAGAUACUACGACCUGCGCACCAAGACUGGCGUGGCUACACUUUGUCAAGAAGCGGAGUUCAAUGUUGGACGCAUCUGGCAUGGACUGGGGCUUGUUACGCUUGCGCUGCCGAGUUACGAACGGUGUGUACAGCUGGGUGAGAGAGUCAGGCAAGAGGCGGAGGAGAGGAUGGAAGAGGGAAUAGAAGAUGGCGAGUGGAGACAUGAGGAUUUCGCAACCGAGGCGGCAUUUGCUAUCCAAAGCAUUUAUGCUGUGAGUGGGAACUUUGAGGCUGCUAGGAAGGUCACGCAGGACGCACUCGUUAUCGAGUAG
Molecule: messenger RNA, 3807 nt
Organism: Macroventuria anomochaeta
Lineage: Eukaryota; Fungi; Ascomycota; Dothideomycetes; Pleosporales; Didymellaceae
Product: TPR-like protein
Exons: 1
Coding region: 1-3807 (1268 amino acids)
Biological process (GO): transcription by RNA polymerase III
Cellular component (GO): transcription factor TFIIIC complex
Molecular function (GO): protein binding
Source: RefSeq, a predicted model, not a curated record